Messenger RNA from Thalassophryne amazonica, 3453 nucleotides. RefSeq lists its product as uncharacterized. Bases 42 to 3044 code for a protein of 1000 amino acids. Lineage: Eukaryota; Metazoa; Chordata; Actinopteri; Batrachoidiformes; Batrachoididae. The record is from RefSeq and is a predicted model, not a curated record. The transcript is spliced from 6 exons.
CCCUGCACACUUUGAGUCUUGCUGAGCACCAUAAUUUCGCAAUGGAUCAGUCGAGCUCCUGUUCUGUCCAUGACCAGUCAACUGGCACCACUGUCCAUAACCCAGUAGGUUUUUAUUCUGAUUUGGAUAUCCAAAGAGGAAGAGAGGCAGAUGAGGGAGAAGAUCAGGAUGAGGAAGUGGAAAUGGCAGAGGAGGUAGGAGAGGAUGAUUUGAUGAUGGCUGAGGGAGGAGAGGGGCAACCUGAAGUAGAAUAUGUAAACUUGGAGGAACUGGAAGUAGUGCGAUUUAUCCAAGUUGGUUUGUUGCCAAAUGGUGAAAUUAGACAAUGGGAAGGGAAGAGUGGAAGGUUGGUGGGAAAGGGUGAGCAAGAAGUAAAUGUAGGAGAAGACCACAGAAAUACAGCUGAACAAAGUGAGACAGAUGAAAAAGACAAAGUUAAUGUUGGGUCAAAAGAAAGUCUACCUGAUGUUCCAGGAUCAGUACAGAUUACACAUAGUACACAGAAUGCUGAACCAGAGGUGCAAGAGAGUGAGGAAGCAAAAACUGAUGAGGACGAUGAGGGGUUAAACAAAGUCUCAGAAACUGGCAAUGACAACUACAAUGCACAGUUAUCUGCAAACGGCACAGACAAAACAAAAGCUAUUCCAGUUAAUUAUGGUGAGGUGGCAGAAAGAGAUAAUGCUACAGCAACAAACGAACCACCUUAUAGUCAAGCGAAUAUCAACCCAACACCAUUCAGCAAUGACAGUGUUGUCAUGAUGAACACAGUCAUGGUGACAGAGGCAGUGGACAGUUUGAAGAACCAAUCAGACACUGGUACGCGAGAUGUGGAAAACACUGAUAAGUGGGACAGCUCAGAAUCUCACAUGGAAGAAGCUGAAUGCAGAAACAGUGAAACAGAGCACCAACAGAAGGACAGCGAAGAAGCAGUGUCUGAGAGUGAACCAUCCGAGGAAGCCACGCAAGAUCUGAAGUCCAUUUGUGAUCUUCUUGAAAAAGAUGGCGAAACACACCUGAAGACAGAGCAGCUGGAUUUGGAAUAUAUUCCCAAUAUUAUAAAACAACAGCUGCAGACAGAAGAUGGGCCUUGUGAAGAAAAGACUGGAGAGGUUAGUCAGAAGGAGCAAAAAGAGUUUGGGUUUAAUGCACCAGAAAUGAUGGAUAGGGAAGAAAUGAGAGAAGAAGAAUGGGUGAGAAGUGAUAAUGGUGUUGAAGAGUUAAAGGAUGAGCACAACCAGAGAGAAAGAAGAGAUCUACAAAUACGAGAGGAAACAAAAGUCCAGUUUGAGACCGUGGUGAUGUUUGAGCCUCGAGAGUCAAAGCUACAAUGUGUAGAGGAGUUACAGUUCAAGUCCCAGCGAGAUGUAGAUCUCGCCCAGACCGAAGAGGUCUUGACAAUCCAGCAUGAAUUUAAAGUUGAAAUGUCAGAUGAAGAGGCAACAUCAAAGGAGCUGGGGUCAACAGCAGAGGGGGAAGAUAGUCUUCAAGAAUGUCCCACUCAGCUCCUCAAAGGAGCAGGGGCACAUUUUGGAGACAAGUUGGGAGAAGAGCUAAUGAAAAACAUUUUUUUACAAGAAAGGAAGGAUACAGCAGCAAAGGAGGAAGCCAAGGAGGGAGAGAUGUAUGAACCUGUAAGUGUUUUAGAUGAUGAGUUUGAGGAAACAGAGGAAAGUAACAGGACAGAAGUGGAAAAGGUGACAUUUGCCACCAUUACAGCUGCUUGUGAAGAUACUGUAGCCAUGACAAAGGAUGGAGAUAUUCUAGACCUGGCUGACAAGAAGUGGAAGGAAGAAACCUCAGAAAUGGAGAUGGACACAAAUGAAAGAGUGAAAGCAAAGCAAGAAACCAAGAAUGACAUGUCCUGGUCUGGGUCACAGUUGCUUAGGAAAGAAGGCCGGGUGAUAGCAAGCGUGCCACCACCAAGGACGAAUGAUGACAACUGUAUUAAACAAGAUCAACCAGAGGAUGAGAGGGUCAUAGAAAUGAAAAACUGGAAAAAAGACCUGAAAUCUGUAAAAAAGGACUUCUGUCAGUCUGAGAGGGGAAGAAAAGAGUGGGGACAACAUAAAGCAGCAACAGAGCAUAAAAGUCCACCAAGGAAGGACGACUGGAUAACGGAGCUCAAGUCAGUUAUCAAAGAUAACUCACUGCCAAAAAAGAGGGAUGACCAGGUGAAGAAAAAGCGAGUGGUGCUGGUGGAGGAUGGUCAUUCAUAUGUUCCCCAGUGGGAGGAAAUAGGAGAGCAGCGUGAGGAGGUGAAACUGCUCUCCCACAGGAGGGCAGACAGCCUUUUGUCUUCUUCACACAGCAACACAUUACCUGAAGAAGAAAACUACCAAAUCUCACUUUACGUUAAGGCGGGUAGUGAUGGUGAGAGCAUUGGAAACUGUCCAUUCUCUCAGAGACUGUUUAUGAUCCUGUGGCUUAAAGGAGUCAUCUUCAAUGUGACCACUGUCGACCUCAAAAGGAAGCCAGCUGACCUGCAGGAGCUCGCUCCAGGAACCAACCCACCUUUUGUGAUCUUUAACGGGGAGCUCAAAGUUGAUGUAAACAAGAUAGAGGAAUUCUUGGAGGAGAAACUCACCCCACCAUGCUAUCCCAGGCUUGCUCCCAAACACCGCGAAGCCAAUACAGCUGGUAUUGAUGUGUUUGCCAAGUUCUCAGCUUACAUCAAAAACCAGAGAAAAGACACCAACGAUGCCUUAGAGAAAGCCUUGCUAAAGUCCCUCUGGCAUCUUGAUGACUUCAUGAGGACACCCUUACCCGAGGAGAUAGACGGUGACACAUCAGGAGACCUGCCUGAGUCGACAAGGAGCUUCCUAGAUGGACCUGAACUCACCUUGGCCGACUGCAACCUUCUGCCUAAACUGCACAUUCUGAAGGUGGUGGCCAGGAAAUACCGCGGCUUUGAGAUCCCAGCAGAGAUGACGGGACUGUGGCGUUAUUUAAACUGCACCUACCAGAGAAAGGAGUUCACUAGCACCUGCCCUGCCGACAGAGAGAUUGAAUUUGCAUACCUGGAUGUUGCAAAACGAAUAAAAUAAAUUAUUUGUGUAAAAUCAACGGUGGGAGGGGGGUUAAUGAUAAAUCAGAUAAAGGUGUAAAGCUACUGAAUUUGAAUAAACUAGAAAGAAAUGUAUUUAUAUUCAAAUAAGGAUGAAGAGUGAAGUAAAAACUAAAAGAAUUCAAAAGGGAAAGGGAGGCAAUUCACAGCAAACAAUAAUAAUAAUAAAAAAAAAUCAGUUUUACUGUAUUCAAACACAGAUGUGAUAUAAUUAACGAUGUUGGAAUCUUUGAAAUUGUUCAGUUAAGCUGCACUGUAGCCUUCAUGUAUCCUGCAAUCAAGUACUCAUAUUAAUUUUAAAUCAUGUUAUGCUACAUAUAUAAUAAAGCAAAUAUCUUUCACUUAACAAAUAUGUAUUAAUUUCAAGUGCCUCUUUUAGUCAGUGCAGU